Messenger RNA from Yamadazyma tenuis ATCC 10573, 930 nucleotides. Its product is annotated as aldo/keto reductase. Lineage: Eukaryota; Fungi; Ascomycota; Pichiomycetes; Serinales; Debaryomycetaceae. The record is from RefSeq and is a predicted model, not a curated record. Gene Ontology annotation, molecular function: oxidoreductase activity.
ACUUCCAACUACUUUAAUGACAGAAUUAACCACCAACACUCAAACCCUUCUCCUCAAUGAUGGCCACCGUAUCCCUCAAGUAGGUUUCGGAGCCAUGCGAGUUCCCAAGGAAGGAAUUCUUGACGCUUUGAACGCUGGGUAUAGGCUUCUUGAUACUGCCACCAUCUACAAAAAUGAGCAGGACGUGGGCGACGCCAUCCGCCAGUCGGGAAUUCCCCGGGAGCAGUUGUUUGUGGUUACCAAGUUGUGGAACACUGACCACAAACGUGUUGAAGCUGCUUUGGACGAAUCGCUCAAGAAAUUGGGCCUUGAGUAUGUGGACUUGUACUUAAUACACUGGCCAUGGUCCGAGAUUGAAGGAACUGAUCACGAGGUAUACACUGACUGGACCUUUGUCGACACCUACAAGGCGUUGCAAAAGGUGUACAAAACCACGGGAAAAAUCCGGUCUUUGGGAGUUUCCAACUUUACCAUUGCCCAGUUGGAACAAUUGUCUUCUGACAAGGAUAUCGACGUAGUGCCAGCAGUCAACCAGAUCGAAGCCCAUCCAUUGUUGACCCAGCCAAAGCUCAUGGCGUAUUUGGAAUCGAAAAACAUCCUUGCUCAGGCAUAUUCUCCACUAGGAGGCUCGGGCAACUUCUUGUUCAAAUACAAAGAAGUGACGGACAUGGCCUCUCGGUAUGGAGUUACACCAGCCCAGUUGUUGAUCUCCUGGGGAGUCCAGCGGCGUACGGUGGUGAUUCCCAGAAGCGCCACUCGUAGUAGAAUCGAGUCCAACAUCCGCACCUUCACCUUGAAGGACGCCGACUUUGAGGCGUUGAACACCUUGAGUGACACGUAUGGUGUUAUUCGUAACAACGACACCUGGCGGUUCACCCCUGGUGAAGAAUAAAUAUAUGUCUCGUAUGCCAAAUAUACUUAUAUGCCUCU